UGGGAGUUUAGACAAGGGUCAGUUUCAGCCCUCACUGGAGAUGUUUGGCCUUGAACCUGGGUAUGCAAAGCAGAUGUCCUGCGACUGAGCAACAGCCCUAUUUGUUGAAGUAUUCAUUGGCUUUGAGCCCAGGAGGGCGGAACCGACUCCCCGGCACGGCUCCACCUAUGGUGCUCCAGCAGCCUCUGCGCGGGAAUCCCCCAAUUGAGCUGAGGAUUCCUUCCCUUCGUCCGACCCUUACGGCGCUGAGACCGCUUCCUGUUUGGAGUGGGAGAGUUAGGUAGGGCUCAGGCCUUCCUCCGUUUCUCCAUCCCGAUUUUUGUCCGGGUGAUCCGCCAGCCGUGCAGGCGAGGGAGGGAAUAAUACCCUUAUGAAACGAGGAAACCACGCCACGGAACAGGAUUAAGAAGGCACCCAAGCGCGUGUGAAUAAUCGGCACAAAUGCGAGACAACCGCGCUCCUCUCUGCCUGUUGACUCAGGAGCAAAUCCCACCGUGUUCAGUGAAGUUUACUCCCAGGACAGUUGGCCACCCCAGUGCUGAAGAGAGGGAGUACACAGCCUAGGCAUUCUGCUUACGUGUAAGUCCCAUCCCCUUGGAAGUGGAUCAGUCAUUUGGGCUGAAAAUCCAUUGACUCUAGGUGGCAAGUGAGGAACAAACCAUGCCUGUCCUGUCUGAAGAUUCAGGCUUGCAUGAGACCCUUGCCCUCUUGACAUCGCAGCUGAGACCUGACUCAAAUCACAAGGAGGAAAUGGUGUUCCUGAGAGAUAUCUUCAGUGAGAGGAGUCUAAGCUAUUUAAUGAAGAUUCACGAAAAGCUGUGCCAUUAUGAAAGGCAGAGCCCAGUCCCAGUUCUUCACAGUGCCUCAGCUCUAGCUGAAGAUGUAAUGGAAGAAUUGCAGACUUCACCAAUGAACAAUGAUGAAAAAGAACUACUGCAGUUGCUGUCAACUCCACAUCUCAGGGCGAUGCUUGUUGUCCAUGAUACUGUUGCCCAGAAGAAUUUUGACCCUGUCCUCCCUCCUUUGCCGGACAAUAUCGAUGAAGAUUUUGAUGAGGAAUCUGUGAAAAUAGUUCGCCUGGUGAAGAAUAAAGAGCCUUUGGGUGCAACAAUCAGACGGGAUGAGCACACAGGAGCCGUGAUUGUGGCGCGGAUCAUGAGGGGAGGGGCAGCUGACCGUAGUGGUCUUGUUCAUGUAGGAGAUGAGCUGCGGGAAGUCAAUGGGGUUGCCGUGCUUCACAAACGACCAGAAGAAAUUAGUCAGAUUUUGGCUCAGUCCCAGGGGUCGAUAACACUGAAAAUAAUUCCAGCCAUCAAAGAAGAAGAUUGCCUGAAGGACAGCAAGGUGUUCAUGAGAGCCCUCUUCUCCUAUAACCCGAAAGAGGAUAAAGCUAUCCCAUGCCAGGAGGCUGGGCUGCCAUUUCAGAGAAGGCACAUCUUGGAGGUGGUGAGCCAGGAUGACCCAACAUGGUGGCAGGCCAAGCGUGUGGGUGACACGAAUCUUCGGGCAGGGCUGAUCCCCUCUAAGCAGUUCCAAGAAAGGAAAAACAACAACAAUGAAGACUCAGAUCAAACUUUCUCCACCUGCUUUAAAAAAAAGGAGCGUUUGAUGUACAGAAGGGCCAUGGGCGCAGUGCACAACACCAGAAGUGUGGCAAAACCACUCUAUGAUCAAUCUUCUGAGAAAGAAGACUGUGAUUGUGAAGGAUACUUCAAUGGACAAUAUAUAGCUGGCUUGAGACGGAGUUUCCGACUGAGCCGAAAGGAGAAGCAAAAUGGCCAGAAUGAAGCCAAGCAAGUCGAACAACCUCACCCCUCAGAACUCCUCACGUACGAGGAAGUCAUCCAAUACCAGCAGCAGCCGGGAGAAAGGAAGAGGCUGGUGGUUUUAAUCGGUUCUUUGGGGUCCCGCUUAAAUGAACUUAAGCAGAAGGUGGUAGCAGAGAACCCACAGGAGUAUGGGGUUGCAGUGCCACAUACCACAAGGUCGAAGAAGAGCCAUGAAAAGGAGGGUGUGGAGUACAACUUUGUUUCAAAGCAAUCAUUUGAGACCGAUGUGCAGCAUAACAAGUUUGUAGAGCAUGGGGAGUAUAAGGAGAAUCUCUAUGGGACAAGUCUGGAGGCAAUACAGUCUGUCAUGUCCAAAAAUAAAAUUUGCCUUGUGGAUGUCGUGCCUGAGGCUGUGAAGCACUUGAGGACAGCAGAGUUCAAGCCAUAUGUUGUGUUUGUGAAGCCGCUCAUCUCAGAAAAGAGAAAGAAUGCUCCAACAUCUCUCUUGACGGAUGAGAUCUUCAUCCCGCUUGAUGAGGAGCAGCAAGAAAUGGUCAACUCGGCUGGCUUCAUUGAAGAACAGUAUGGCCACCUGAUUGACACUGUCCUGGUGAAAGAAGAUCUCCAUAGUGCCUGUGGCCAGUUGAAAACCAUACUGGAGAAACUGAAUACAGACGCCUUUUGGGUGCCAGUCUCUUGGGUCAGGUUGUAGUCAGCUAUGCUGUGCCAAAAAAAAAAAAAAAUGAAAAGAAAGAAAAAGAGAAAAAGAACAAGAUAUAUCUGUUUGAUCAUAUGCUGUAAAUAGUAUGGAAGAUCAAAAAGGUGGGAAAUGUCUGCUGCAGCAGCCAGCUUGUUUGGAAAAGCAGCAAAGAGAAGCCUUCUCCAUGUGGGAGCCGAUUCUGAUGUAACCAUUUCCUCCACAAAAGUGGAAAACAUUGCAAUGAAAUGGAAAAUCACUGCAGGAUACAAUCCAGAGAUUUUGUACAUCAUUGGACAAUAGUUAUCUCCAAUUCUGGAGAGAAGCCUUUAGCUUUUUGGAAACUUGCAAUUUAUGUAUUUGCAGUAUUUAUAGGCCAUGCUAUAACAAAGAUCUUGGGCCUGCUAACAACAAAUAUAAAUGCAGCAUAAAAAAAAAAAUACUAGGCUCAGAAUGUGGUGAUCCAGACAAAGCUGGCAGAAUGUUAUAAACUUCAUUGUAUAACAAAAAUGCACACACUCAUUUUUUGUUGAUUGCUGUAACUUUGGAAAGAUAAAUUCAGUUACAGAGUUAUAAGUUCAAGCAGCAAAAUAAGGUACACUUUGUUUAAUUUUUAUUUUUAACUGCUUAGCCAGACUGGAAUCGAGAGAGCUCUUAUCCAGAUGGUAAAAGUUCAUACUUUAGCAAAAGGGAAACCUUCCAGGGCAAAUCAGCAAGGCUUUUUAACUUUCUGCCUGAAAAUUAACCACGUUGUAUAACCUAAAUAGCCACAGUUAUAGCUAACUCUAUUUUGAGUCAUCAAAGAUCUUUUAAGAUUUCCCCCCCAUUGUAUGUGCAAGGUGCUCUAAAUAAUGUGUUGCAUAAUGUGCUUGAAGCAUUGGAAACUUUCCAUCUUUCUAACCAGAAAACCAAAAACUCCUAUGUGGAAAUAAAGUCCCAAAUAAACAAAGGGCUGGGAGGUAUGUGCAGGACUGUCCCAGGGAAGGUGGGAGGGGAAAUUAAGGUGACUUGGGGGGGGCAUGCCUGGCACUGGUCACCACAGCCAGCAGCUCUGGUGCCUCCCAUCUACCCAGUACAACUCUGCCCCUUCUUCCUUCCUUAGAGCAAGGCAGGGAUGACGGAGCUGGAGGGCCUUGCCGAGAUGGGGCAAGGAGGCUGCUGCUGCUGCUAAAGUAGCAGAAAAAGAAACAAGCAUGUCAAGAACAGAAGGCAGCAGAGGCACCACCAUCAUUGCCAAGAAGAGAGGGGGAGGGUGGCGGCAGCAGAGGGGAGAUGAAGCCAGGGGGGGAGCACAAUGCCAUUUGAUCUUGGUCCCACCUCUGCUCCCUCCACCAGAGGUGGCUCUCAGUAUCUGCUAUAUUUAUCUGUUCUUUUUAUUUUGCUUGCACAAGGUUUGAAUGAGGCCAAAAACAGGAUGGGGAACCUCUGGCCCACAGGCCAAACUUGGUCCAUCAGGCCACCCUGUUUUCCCCAACCAGGAUGUUUUCCCCAACCCAAACCCACCUGCCCCACAAACAACGUCACAUACGGCAUGGCUUCAGAACACAGGAUUGAAAUCUCCAUGCAUCAGCUAAUGCCCAGGGAGCUUGGUCCUACUUGGGAAGUAUCUUCCCUCACCCCCAUGGGCCAACUUUGACAACUGGGUGGGACAAUCCAUCUGUCAAUUACCUGAUACCAUUAUGACCAUGAGGGAGAUAAAGAUCUGGCUCACGAGGGCAGAAAGGUUCUCUACCUCUGGCCUAAAUUGUUAAGGUGCCAGUGGAGGCCAACUAGCUACUCCAGAUCAAUUUCUGUUUAGGCAACUGCUCUGUUUUUGUUUUUGUUUUAAACUUGACAUGUGGGAUGUUGAAAGGGACAUGAAAACUCCAGCUCAGGUGGUACUGCAAGUGCAUUGCAUCAUUUCACAGGAUCAUAGCCAUUGAUUCUGCAGAAAAGAUCCAUUGGGAGGAGGGAGCACAAAUGCAGCAUCCAGGCUUGUGGCUGUCCUGCACACCCAUGAAUAUGCUGUGCAGGCAGAAGACUGGGUGCAGAGUUUUGCAAAACUCUGCACCCAGUCAUUCAUAAUCUUUUUUAAAAAAGAAAACAGACAAGUUUCUAGUUCUUAUAGAGUAUAUGUCUUUGGGGUAUGUGGGUGGGUUCCUGGGUAGCCAAAGGGAAGCUGCAGUUGUCUCUUCUAGGGACUGGGGAGAAGGCACAUCAGAACCUUAACACUCCUUGAGCUCUACAGAAAAUUUAUCCCAAAUCUCCAUAAUUUCCCUUCCUCUUCUUUGCCACAUAAUUCUACUUUUUAAAAAACAAACCAAGACCAUGAUCUUGGGAGCAACUAAUUUAUGCAACAUACAUAUAUAUAGAAGCAAUUUUUUACAUUUGCAUAAUUCCCCUUGGAGGAUGUGGGUUUUGUUGGCAGCUAAUGUUGCUUUGGGGAUUGUUACGUAUGAGUGUGUUAGGGAUUGUCUGCCCAGUAUGUUUCUUGUUUGGUUUUUGUUCUCUUUAAUCCCCCCCCCCCACUGCAAAUCCAUCCAGAUACUACGUUCCAGUGUAAUAGUUUUUUUCCAUGUGUAUUUCUUUGUAAGAAUAAUUACAAGGAAAGACUUUCCAUUAGAUCUUCCUGGGGCUGUUAGGUGUGCUAACCAAACUAUCACAAUCGUGCCAUUUAAAACUUGAGUUCCCAGUUUAGACCACUGGUUUUAAAAUUGCAGUUGGAGGAACUUUGGAAACUUAUCAAGGGUUCCUCAAAGAGAUGAGUAGUAGCAGACAUGCUUCCCUGAAAGGCAGUUUACCCACCUUUGCCCACCUUCAACAGGGGAGACUGGGGCAUGCUCCAAGGUACCAUCUCAGUUGAUGUGGGCAGAUGGCAAGGACACUACCCUGCAUAAAUGGAGUGUGUAACUUAGAACAUGUCCCAAGGUCAUCAGAAGCAUGUAGGGUUCCAUGACAGAUGCUCAGGUAUUCUGCAGAGAAAAUCAUGCAGAAAAGAGGUCCUUGAAGGUAGAAAAUAAUCCACUUUGUGAUAUGAGUGGAACAACACAUAGCGUCUACUUGAGUUUACACACUUGAUAGAUGUGGUUGUUUUUCUGUGGCUGUCUGGACGAGAGCUGCGGGAUUUUAUUUGUAUUUGUUCUUUCAGAUGUCCUAAGAUUUCCUCCAUAUUUCACUUUCUUCUCAUUUGAAGCACAUCCCCCCCCCCCGCCACAGUUCCUUUGAUUGGCAUUUGUUGUAAUGCUUGUAUUCCAUCACAGGGUCACUGCUGCUGAAUAGAGGUUGCUCCAGUGUUAGCUCCCUUAUGCUCAUUAGCUGCCUUCUGUGAAAACAACCAUUAUUUUCCCAUGGUAGGCUGUUCUGUGAGACUAGGCUGUGCAGGUUUUAUGCAAUGAGGCAACCACUGGAGAACAAAAUGGAUCAACCACAUGUGAGGAACAUAUAAUCAAAAAGGGGCUAUUCUAACAUGUGGCAUGAGGCCUUCUUAACCCUAUGUACUUAAGGUCAAAUUAUUAUUAGAGUUACCCAGUGUACAAACAAAUGGUCAAGUAAUAUUCUCUAAUAUUUUGUGCUUUCAGUUCUUACUCAUAAUGCAAUGGGAUAGAAAGGAGAAAGGUUUAGCAUAUUUUUCUGUCAGAAAACCAGAGUAAGAGCUUUCAAUGGAACAGUGAUACAUUACCACAGUUCUCAUUGCCCUAAAACAGCCUGUAGAAACCAAGGAACAAACUUUCUGUUUGCUGAGUUGAACUGCUUUAGUAUAUCCCAUCCAACCAUAUACAUUUCUACUCAGAAGUAAGUCCCACUGAUUUCAGUUCGGCUUACUCUCAGGCAGGUGGCUCCAUGUCAGUGGGACUGUGGAAUCCGCUGCGGGUUUUAGUCCAAACUAGCAGGGGGCUG
Messenger RNA from Rhineura floridana, 6342 nucleotides. It is a transcript of the gene MPP3, whose product is annotated as MAGUK p55 scaffold protein 3. The record is from RefSeq and is a predicted model, not a curated record. The coding region runs from base 661 to 2481 and encodes 606 amino acids. Lineage: Eukaryota; Metazoa; Chordata; Lepidosauria; Squamata; Rhineuridae. Gene Ontology annotation, molecular function: protein binding. Gene Ontology annotation, cellular component: cell-cell junction; plasma membrane. The transcript is spliced from 21 exons.